This is a messenger RNA of Rhopalosiphum padi (bird cherry-oat aphid), 2683 nucleotides long. Its product is annotated as neprilysin-2-like. Lineage: Eukaryota; Metazoa; Arthropoda; Insecta; Hemiptera; Aphididae. Gene Ontology annotation, biological process: protein processing. The coding region runs from base 165 to 2492 and encodes 775 amino acids. Gene Ontology annotation, molecular function: metalloendopeptidase activity. Gene Ontology annotation, cellular component: plasma membrane. The record is from RefSeq and is a predicted model, not a curated record. The transcript is spliced from 12 exons.
GUCAGUGAGAUAUAUAUAAAAGCACGUGGAUAUUGUGUCUCGAAAUUUAUUGCAUUUCGCGAUCGUCUAGUGUGCUUCGACGGAUUAAGUUUACUUAAAUCUACAACAAUAUAGAUAUAGCGGAGACCCAUCAACCACACGUACUGCAAAUUCGUCUAUAAGAAAUGACAAUAUAUUAUACGUCAUCGUCAGCACUUAAAAUGACCGAUCAACCGGUCUUAGUGAUUGAAAAACCGACAUGGUGGAAGAGAAGGACGAACAAGGAACGAUAUCUGACCGUCGCCACCGCGGGAAUGCUAUUGGCGUCCGCUUUUCUAGCUUUGACCAUGAUGUACUUGAACCACGGCUGCAAUAACACGGAGAGCCUUCCGUCAAUAUCAGCUAAAAAUAAUGGUAUCAAUCGCAAAACAAGAAGUCUGUACGAGAAUAAAGAAUACGAAAUAAAUAACACCAUUUGUGUCACCGCCGGCUGUGUAAAGGCUGCGGCUUCUGUAAUCAAAAAUAUGGAUCUAUCAGUAGAUCCUUGUGAUGAUUUCUAUCAGUUCGCCUGUGGUAAUUUUAAAAAACAUAUUGCUAUCGAUUCCGGAUUAACGUCACACUACACAAGGAACGACAACAAUAUGCGGAACAAGCUGCUAAUGGUCAUCACCGAACCCAUUUAUUGGAAUGAACAGAAACCGUUUAAAAUGGCAAAAUUACUGUAUAAGUUUUGCAUGGACACAGAAACCAUAGAAGAAGAUGAUUUGGAAUCGAUCAAAAAAAUAAUAAAAAACCUCGGCGGAUGGCCGGUGUUGGAAAGCUCAAAAUGGGACGAUACUAAGUUCACGUGGAUGGAAAGCGUGUACAAGUUCAGAAUGGUGGGCUAUAGUAUUGACUAUUUUAUAAGCUUCUACAUCAAUGAAGAUUUAAAAAACAAUACGAUGAGAAUUAUUGAACUGGACCAAGCGAUUCUGGGUCUCCAACAAAAAUACCUGGUGAUGGGCAUCUCGAACAAAUUCGUGAAUGCAUACUAUGAAUACAUGGUUGACAUUGCGGAGCUGUUUGACGCUUACAGGCCACAGGCAAUCACAGAGCUGAGAGAGUCAUUGGAUUUCGAGAUAGAAUUGGCCAAGAUAUCGCUGCCAUCGGAAAAGCGCAAGAACGCCACUGAGCUUUACCACCCGAUGAAUAUCUCCGAUUUACAACAAAGGUUCCCAAGCAUACCAUGGCAAGAGUACCUGAACAAUAUUUUGAACCCGAUGACUAUACGACAGGACGAGAUUAUAGUUGUAACCUCGCCGAAAUAUUUGUCGGACCUCGAAAUUCUACUAAGUAAAACACCCAAAAGGGUCCAAGCAAAUUACGUGUUUUGGAGAGCUAUCAUGGAUUCUGUCUCACUUCUAACUAAAAAAUUAAGAAAAAGACAGUUGGACUACGAGAAUACAAUAAACGAUGGCAACAGUAACACACAAUCCAGAUGGAGGGAAUGUUUGGAUAUAAUUUAUGAAUAUUUUCAAUUUCCUGUUAUGUCGUUGUACGUAAGACAGUUUUACGAUGAACAUUAUAAAAACAAUAUUUUAGAAAUGGUGAAGGGUAUCAGGGAGGAAAAGUACAAAAUAUUAUCGUCAAUUGAUUGGUUGGACGAUGAAACGAGAAAAAACGCGAUAGAUAAAGCAAAAUCGAUAACCAAUCACAUUGCAUAUCCUGAUGAAUUAUUGGACGAUAACAAGUUAAAUGCGUAUUAUGAAAAUCUUGAAUUCGACAACAAAGACUUUUUAACAUCAAUAUUAAAAGUUUGUAAAUUUGAAACCGAUUUAAUAAUGAACAAAUUAAGGCAACCUGUUAACAAAUCAGAAUGGAUAUCCCAUAGUGAUUUGGCAAAUGUAAAUGCGUUUCACUAUUUUGAAGAAAACAGUAUCGAGAUUCCCGUUGGUAUCUUGCAAGACGUAUUCUACUCCAGCGAUCGUCCUCAGUACAUGAAUUACGGUGCAAUUGGAACGAUAAUUGGGCACGAGAUCAACCAUGGUUUUGAUACCAAUGGCAGAAAGUACGAUAAGCAGGGUAACUUGGUGGAUUGGUGGACGAAGGAGGUGGAGAAUCGCUACUUGGAGAAAGCGAUGUGCAUCCAAAAUCAGUAUGGAAAUUACACGGCUCAAGAAGUCGGUCUCAAGUUGAAUGGCAGCAAUACGCAGGACGAGAAUAUCGCGGACAACAGUGGCUUCAAAGAAGCGUACAACGCGUACAACUCGUGGACCAAACAACACGGCGUUGAACCCCGGCUACCUGGUCUACAAAAGUACACGCCGAAGCAGAUGUUUUGGUUGAGUACUGCUAAUAUGCGGUGCAACAAGUACUCACGGGAAACACUAAAAUAUGAUGUCAUCAACGGCAGUCACUCACCCAACCGUUUUCGGAUCAUCGGCCCACUUUCCAACCUGGAAGAAUUCAGCAACGACUUCCAGUGUAAGCCAGGCUCCUACAUGAAUCCAGUCAAAAAGUGUCAGAUAUGGUGAAAUUGGUUGGCCACCCUCUGACCGUGCGGAUAUUAUAAUUAUUGUUUUUAAAGCGUUAUUUGAAUAGUACUUAUGAGCAUAAAUAAUCUGUUACAUAAUUAUAAUAUAACAUAAUGUGAAUUUGUAUUUUUUACACAUAAUGAAAAGAUUAAAUUAGUGAAAUUAACAAUAAAAACAAAAUAUUGACAUAA